GUCGUUUUAGUGAUCUCCGGGUGACUUUUUCAGGGCAAUGUGACGCUAUUGUUGUUAGCGAGUGAAGCUAAGCAGCCAGAGUUACGGAGUUGACGUCACGUGAUUUUUCGUUCCCAGGGGCAAUUUUUUGUCCAUGCUCAUCAUAAGACACUUUUUUUGGUAUACGAACAGUGAUCGAAUCAACGACCUGCCAGAGAUCCCGGGAUAUUGACUAGACAGUUUCAGUCCGCACCUCAUCCAGAGGAAGGAAAACAGGGAGAGGAGAAUGUCCGAUGAUGAAGCCGACCCUGAACUCCUAGCACUCCUACGCCAGUCACUGGGUCUGGGACCAGGGACGUCCACCGCUCCUCCCACCACGGGGGUCCUCAAGUCGGCAGAAUACAUCUACGACAAUGCCAUCGACGUGGCUAUAUCGUCAGAUGGCACCAGGGCCGCCGCGGAGACCAUAUGGGCGCUCAUGCAGGCGAAACAUUACUCGACCGAGACUUGGUCGUCGCACGAACUCCACCCAAAGACCAAGGACGAGGCCACCGUCAAUUUCAUCUUCACCAUGAACCUGCUGAACUUUUCCUUCUGGUCCGAAUUGCCUCAUGACGAACGCUUUGCCAUUGAAUACCGAGGUGAACGAUGGACAGGGUAUUGGUCGCUCGUGGCGGCUCUACAGCGAGCACUCGACGAAGGCUAUCCCAUCACCACACCUACAUUCUGGACGGAUCUUGGCUCCUGCCCGGACAGUGUGUUUGAACACGUCUUCCGUUCAGCUACGUCGGAAUCUAUCCCCCUGCUGUCUCAGCGCAUCUCCAUCCUUCGCGAGGCCGGCGACAUUUUAGAGGCCGACUUCUCCUCAUCCCCUCUCAACAUCAUCACCCGCGCCGAAAACUCAGCCUCACGCCUCGUCAACCUCCUGGCCACACACUUCCCGAACUUCCGCGACACCACGACCCUGGCCGGCCGCGAGGUGCGUCUGUACAAGCGCGCUCAGAUAUUCGCCGCCGAUCUGUGGGCAUGCUUCAACGGCACGUCGUACGGUUCCUUCACCGACAUGGAUAACCUGACCAUGUUCGCCGACUAUCGUAUCCCUCAGAUGCUCCAGGGCUUACACUGCCUGUGGUACUCGCCUCGAUUGGAAUCGCGGAUCGCUCGACACGACCAAUUCAGCCCCGGCGAAGCCAUGGAAGUCGAGAUCCGCGGCUGCAGCAUCUGGUGCGUCGAGCUAUUGAGGCGCCAGAUCGAGCGCAAGCACCCCGAGGCCAAGGGCAAGCUCAACGCCGUCUUGAUCGAUUUCUUCUUGUACGAUACUUGCAAGGAAAUGGAGAAGAAAGGACAUUGUGAGGACAUGCUGCCUCAUCAUCGGACAAGGUCCAUUUAUUAUUGAUGAAUCACCCCGCUCUUUUGUUGUCGUCCUACUAUAUACCUACCUACAUGUGUGUUUAGAUCUCGACUUGCUGCAAAGCAACAACAUAAUGGGAAAUAAAGGAAGGGUGGUCGGAGGUUUUAGGUUUUGUUUUGAUUGAUUAGACGAAAUCUAGAGAAGAGAAAGACGGCCCUGGCUGCAGGCGUUUUGUUUGAUUAUUCUCAAAGGAAAGAAAAAGUGGCCAGAGCAGAACAGAAGCAUGCUUUCUUGCUUCGAUAUGCAAUAGUCUAUGUACAAAAGCCCUGACAAUAUGAAGCUAUGCUUGUUUUUUG
Exophiala oligosperma is the source of this 1686-nucleotide messenger RNA. RefSeq lists its product as uncharacterized. The coding region runs from base 266 to 1375 and encodes 369 amino acids. The transcript has 2 exons. The record is from RefSeq and is a predicted model, not a curated record. NCBI's taxonomy places the organism in Eukaryota, Fungi, Ascomycota, Eurotiomycetes, Chaetothyriales, Herpotrichiellaceae.